UCCUCGACAAGAUGGUGGUGGUUUGACUCUUUUGUUGUUUAAGUUUUAGCGAGACAAAUACUUUAGCCGAGUACGUUAUAAUUGCGUAGAUUUAAAGCAUUUUUCUGAAACUUAAAUUGUUAGCCACUAUAGUGUCUAGUAUACCGAUGCACAGACCGAAUUUCCGACAUCCCGCUCCACCGGGCGGAAUGGGCCCGAGGCCGGGGGGUUUCCGUAGCCCCACGCCGGGAUAUGAUAACGUAGGAGCAGGCAGGUUUCCUCCGCCCGUUUGGGCUUAUCCUAAUGCUCCCCCGUCUUUCGGACCGAUGCGCGGGCAGUAUUGUGGUUCGCCAAAUACUCCGCCUCGAGAUUUUUAUGGUAAUAACGGCAGCGUUAACAACAGUGGUGGCGGAAGCGGCGGAAAAGGGCGUUUUUACCACAGUCCGUCUCCCGGUCACACGCCACGGAGACCGAACUCCAGUCCUAGACAAACUCCGCCUUACAAACAAUCCCCAUACCAUUCACAGAGUCCUGGACAACAUAUGAGCUAUCAGGGUUCGCCACGGACUUCCACCCCGUUUGGGUCGACGCAUGGCAGGGAGAGGGUGACAAAUGUGGAAAAGUAUUACAGCCCAUCAAUGCUUCAGGACCCCUGGGCUAGCCUUCAGCCCGUGCCUGUCUCAGGCGCACAGAAGUGCAAUGCAGAGCGCCUGACAGACACGGGCAGGAAAGGCAGAUAUUUCAACUAGAGGUAUAGCUAUAUACACACACCUCCAGGUGUGGCACCAUACAUAGGCCAAGCAACAUCCCUUGUGAGGUAUGCGUCAAACUGUUUGAGCAUUUGAGUGUUUGCCAAAGGGAGUACAGUGGAGGGAUUGUGUUGGCUACCUUACCUUUGUAUGGGUACAGCAGUCUAGAAUAACCAGCAAUCAGACAGGCUGCUACCUGUCUGUCUGGCUGGUCGGUCUACAUUUUCAGAACUUCCCUUUCUGCUUGCAGACUUGGUGAAGCCACUUUUUCUUUUCUUUUUUAAAGGGACUCAAAUGUGGUUCAGCUCUAUCACUGGCAGGUGGAAACCUCUUUAUUGGCAGCAUGUGUAAGAGGCCAAGUGUAGUAGCUCAUCUUGGUUUUUAUACAUCUUGGAUUCUGGAACAAAGAAGAAUUCCCCCCCUUACGCAAAACUGGUUGGAUUGUAGUUAAACUGUAUUUUAUAGUACACUUGUGCAACUGCAAUAAUGUCAGAAAUUCCACAAACGGGCAUAUAAUUACACUCUGGAGUUCAUCAUAUUCCACCUUAGCCUCUGAAACGUGGGGCUGUUGAACAGGUCAUUUUAUUUUCUUACACAUUUUUCACAAGAACAGAAAAACAAAUUUUUUCAAACAAAUUCUAAGCAGUUGUACAGCCGUGCCUCCUUCCUGUGAACUGUAAAAGGUGUAAAUGCCCAGACAGAAUUCUGUCCCGUCAAGAAAUCUGCAUACACAGUGGCAAUAUGCAUCAACGGACUUCUCCAGCCAUUAUGAGUUUAUAAGUCUUAUGUCUUUAGGAAAAAAAAAAAGAAAAACGGAAACUGCGCUACAGUUUAACCUUUUGAACCCAUUGUUUCAACUGUGACCGCCUCAGGAUUUUCUAUGUAUAUAUUUUAUCAAACAGGACUGCAUUUCUUAGUCAAUUAUUUUUUUAUUUCUAAGAAAAUUCUUUACUGAAAGAAACAACAUUAAUGUGAGAUUGAACAAUACACCAUUUUGUACAGCAUCGACCUGUAUUUUGUGUUUUAUAUCUACAUGUGGCAGUAAGCUGUUUUAAAGACAUUUGGGGAUUUGAAGGACCGUUUUGGUCUGAUUUUAGUGUUGUUGGCUUCAGGCUUAUCCUUAUUUAAAGUUUUAUGAAUGAUUUCUUUUUUCUUUUUUGCGUGGUUCACUUGUAUAUUGGCCUCUGUAUUGUGUGAUCCUUCAAACCAGUGUGAUGCACUAGUAAACAUUUUCUUUUGAUGAA
This is a messenger RNA of Conger conger (European conger), 1972 nucleotides long. RefSeq names its product M-phase specific PLK1 interacting protein (gene mplkip). The transcript has 2 exons. NCBI's taxonomy places the organism in Eukaryota, Metazoa, Chordata, Actinopteri, Anguilliformes, Congridae. The coding region runs from base 147 to 728 and encodes 193 amino acids. Gene Ontology annotation, cellular component: nucleus; centrosome; midbody. The record is from RefSeq and is a predicted model, not a curated record.